This is a messenger RNA of Penicillium angulare, 702 nucleotides long. It is a transcript of the gene pre3, whose product is annotated as proteasome core particle subunit beta 1. The coding region runs from base 1 to 702 and encodes 233 amino acids. Gene Ontology annotation, molecular function: threonine-type endopeptidase activity. NCBI's taxonomy places the organism in Eukaryota, Fungi, Ascomycota, Eurotiomycetes, Eurotiales, Aspergillaceae. Gene Ontology annotation, cellular component: proteasome core complex. The transcript has 5 exons. The record is from RefSeq and is a predicted model, not a curated record.
AUGGUUUCUUCGCAUGGCGUAUCUGGCAUGCUGGGUGAAGAUGGCAUCCACGUCGACAUGAACCACCUGAAGAGCGGAGAGGUCAACUUGGGAACUUCGAUCAUGGCAAUCAACUUCAAGGACGGUGUUAUUCUCGGUGCUGAUAGUCGAACAACCACCGGAGCAUACAUUGCCAACCGAGUCACAGACAAGUUGACACAAGUGCACGACACCAUCUGGUGCUGCCGAUCGGGUUCCGCAGCCGACACCCAAGCCGUCGCAGACAUUGUCUCUUACCAUCUGAACAUGUACGGUGUGGUCAACAACGAAGCCCCCAGUACCCAGGUGGCAGCCUCUCUCUUCCAGGAACUUUGCUAUGAGAACAAGGACGCACUGAGUGCGGGUAUCAUUAUUGCGGGAUACGAUCCACGACACGGCGGCCAGGUAUACUCCAUACCACUGGGAGGAUCCCUACACAAGCAGUCGUUUGCGAUCGGCGGAUCCGGCUCAACCUACAUCUACGGUUAUACCGAUGCGCAUUGGAAAGAGCAGAUGACAGAGCAAGAGGGAAUUGACUUUGUGCGCAGUGCUCUGUCAGAGGCUAUCAAGUGGGAUGGUAGCUCUGGUGGUGUGAUUCGAAUGGUUGUUCUGACUAACAAGGGUGCUGUGCGGCAUCUGUAUCUGCCGGACAACGGCUACACUGGGCCCGGAGUGACAAAUUAA